This is a messenger RNA of Microthlaspi erraticum, 1119 nucleotides long. Lineage: Eukaryota; Viridiplantae; Streptophyta; Magnoliopsida; Brassicales; Brassicaceae. The record is from the annotation of a GenBank genome assembly.
AUGGCAAACAUUCAGCAAUUUAAUCCGAUAUCCUUACUCUUUCCGACUAUAAUUUUAUCGAUCAAUUUAGUAAGCAGUGAAAUAACGAACCAAGCAGCAUUGUUUGUGUUUGGAGACUCAGUGUUCGACGUUGGCAACAACAAUUACAUCAACACAUUCCGAGCUGCUCAGGCCAAUGUCUGGCCGUACGGUCAAACCACGUUCAACUUCCCGACCGGUAGAAACUCCGACGGUCGUUUGAUUCCAGACUUUAUCGCGGAAUACGCUUGGUUACCGUUAAUACCUCCUUAUCUUAUGCCCGGAAACAGUAUAAGUCAGUUUACGUACGGCGUUAAUUUUGCUUCCGCCGGCGCUGGAGCGUUGGUUGAAACAUAUCAACCACAGAACGUGGUUCCAUUGGGAAGUCAGUUAACAAACUUCAAGAAUGUGGAGAAGAUGUUUAAAGAGAAAUUAGGAGAUGCAGAGACCAAAAGGAUCAUCUCGAGAGCUGUUUAUCUCAUUCAGAUCGGUCCUAACGACUAUUUUUAUCCCUUCUCCGUUAACGCCUCCUAUUUUCAGUCCAAUAGCAAAGACAAAUUCGUCGAUUAUGUUAUCGGUAACACCACAAAUGUGAUCGAGGGGAUUUAUAACAUUGGAGGAAGGAAGUUUGGGAUUAUGAACAUGGGUCGACUCGACUGUGUUCCUGGAUUGCUAACAAUGGAUCCAACAAGAAUAGGAUCAUGUUUCGAACCCAUUACCGAGUUGAUAAAACUCCACAACGUAAGAAUUCCAAAUGUUUUGAGAGAUUUACAACGUCGAUUACCCGGAUUCAAAUACUCCCUUUUCGACUCAUACACUGCUGGAACCGAAGCUAUGGAGAAUCCUACAAAAUACGGGUUUAAGGAAGUGAAGAAGGCUUGUUGUGGAAGUGGACCGUUCAGGGGAAGCAGUACGUGUGGCUACCGAUCAGGAGCGUCGCGUGAUUUCGAGUUAUGUGAAAACGUUAGUGACUAUAUGUUCUUCGAUGGCUCACACACUUCUGAGAAGGCUAACCAGCAGACCGCCGAGUUGAUGUGGGACGGUCCGUCUGAUCUCGUUGGACCCUACAAUCUCAAGAAUUUGUUUCAAGACUUUAAUUAA